CGCCCGCGCGCACCGGCUGCCCGCAGCCGCCGCUCCCGCUCGCGCCGGCGCUGCUCGGGAGCCUGCCCGCCGCCGCCUGCUUUGUGCUUCCCCCAGAAGAUGGGAGCGACCUCUUCCCGGUCGGGAGCUAUUUAAAAGGAGGGAGCGCGCCGUAUUGCCUGCUAGCGUGGAGGAACCGGGGAAGGAUCCAUCCACACUCCCCCCAGAUCAGGUUGGGACACUUGGAAGUCUACCAUUGUACAACAUGCUGCAGUUAAGACCCUCACCUACCUUUUCGAUGGGAUGUCAUCUGUUAGCCAUUGUGGCUCUCUUAUUUUCCCAUGUGGACCUUAUAAGUGCAGAGAUAGAAAUGGAAGGAGAAGUCAAUGAAACUGGCGAGUGUACUGGCUCAUAUUACUGUAAGAAGGGGGUGAUUUUACCCAUUUGGGAGCCCCAAGACCCUUCCUUUGGAGACAAAAUUGCUAGAGCUACUGUGUAUUUUGUGGCCAUGGUCUACAUGUUUCUUGGAGUCUCUAUCAUUGCUGACCGGUUCAUGUCCUCUAUAGAAGUCAUCACAUCUCAAGAAAAAGAAAUAACUAUAAAGAAACCCAAUGGAGAGACCACCAAGACCACUGUGAGGAUCUGGAACGAGACGGUUUCCAACUUGACCUUGAUGGCCCUGGGAUCUUCUGCUCCAGAGAUUCUCCUUUCCGUAAUUGAAGUGUGCGGCCAUAACUUUACUGCAGGAGACCUGGGUCCUAGCACCAUCGUGGGAAGUGCUGCAUUCAAUAUGUUCAUCAUUAUCGCCCUUUGUGUCUACGUGGUCCCAGAUGGAGAGACGAGGAAGAUAAAGCAUUUGCGUGUGUUCUUUGUGACAGCAGCCUGGAGCAUCUUUGCCUAUACUUGGCUUUACAUUAUUUUGUCCGUCAUCUCUCCUGGGGUCGUGGAGGUCUGGGAAGGUUUACUUACCUUCUUCUUCUUUCCCAUCUGUGUCGUGUUCGCUUGGGUAGCAGAUAGGAGGCUUCUUUUCUAUAAGUAUGUCUACAAGAGGUAUCGGGCCGGCAAACAGAGGGGAAUGAUCAUCGAGCAUGAAGGAGACAGGCCAUCUUCCAAGACUGAAAUUGAAAUGGAUGGGAAAGUGGUCAAUUCCCACGUUGACAAUUUCUUAGAUGGCGCUCUUGUUCUAGAGGUCGAUGAGAGGGACCAAGAUGAUGAAGAGGCCAGGCGAGAAAUGGCGAGGAUUCUGAAGGAGCUCAAGCAGAAGCACCCGGAGAAAGAAAUAGAGCAAUUAAUAGAAUUAGCUAACUACCAAGUCCUAAGUCAGCAGCAAAAGAGUCGAGCUUUUUACCGCAUCCAAGCUACCCGCCUGAUGACUGGAGCCGGCAACAUUUUAAAGAGGCACGCAGCUGACCAGGCAAGGAAGGCUGUCAGCAUGCAUGAGGUCAACACUGAAGUGGCAGAAAAUGACCCCGUGAGUCAGAUCUUCUUUGAACAAGGGACCUAUCAGUGUCUGGAGAACUGCGGUACUGUCGCCCUGACCAUUAUCCGCAGAGGUGGCGAUUUGACUAACACUGUGUUUGUUGACUUCAGAACAGAGGAUGGCACGGCCAAUGCUGGGUCUGAUUAUGAAUUUACCGAAGGAACUGUGGUCUUCAAGCCUGGUGAGACCCAGAAGGAAAUCAGAGUUGGCAUCAUCGAUGACGAUAUCUUUGAGGAGGAUGAAAAUUUCCUUGUGCAUUUGAGCAAUGUCAAAGUCUCUUGUGAUGCCUCAGAAGAUGGCAUCCUGGAAGCCAAUCAUGUUUCUACACUUGCUUGCCUCGGAUCUCCUUCCACCGCCACUGUGACCAUUUUUGAUGAUGACCACGCAGGCAUCUUUACCUUUGAGGAGCCUGUGACUCACGUGAGUGAGAGCAUUGGCAUUAUGGAGGUGAAGGUAUUGAGAACAUCUGGAGCUCGAGGAAAUGUUAUCGUUCCCUAUAAAACCAUCGAAGGGACGGCCAGAGGCGGAGGCGAGGACUUCGAGGACACUUGUGGAGAGCUUGAAUUCCAGAACGAUGAAAUUGUCAAAACAAUAUCAGUCAAGGUAAUUGAUGAUGAGGAGUAUGAGAAAAACAAGACCUUCUUCCUUGAGAUUGGAGAGCCCCGCCUGGUGGAGAUGAGUGAGAAGAAAGCCCUGUUAUUGAAUGAGCUUGGUGGCUUCACAAUAACAGGGAAGUACCUGUAUGGCCAACCUGUCUUCCGGAAAGUUCAUGCUAGAGAACAUCCGAUUCCCUCUACUGUAAUCACCAUUGCAGAGGAAUGUGAUGACAAGCAACCGCUGACCAGCAAAGAGGAAGAGGAGAGGCGCAUUGCAGAAAUGGGGCGUCCCAUUCUGGGGGAACACACCAAGCUGGAAGUGAUCAUUGAAGAAUCCUAUGAAUUCAAGAGUACCGUGGACAAACUUAUUAAGAAGACAAACUUAGCCCUUGUGGUUGGGACAAACAGCUGGAGAGAGCAGUUUAUUGAAGCCAUCACUGUCAGUGCUGGGGAAGACGACGACGACGACGAAUGUGGGGAGGAGAAGCUGCCCUCCUGUUUUGAUUACGUGAUGCAUUUUCUGACCGUGUUCUGGAAGGUCCUCUUCGCCUUCGUGCCCCCUACAGAAUACUGGAACGGCUGGGCCUGUUUCAUUGUCUCCAUCCUCAUGAUCGGCCUCCUGACGGCGUUCAUCGGAGACCUGGCUUCCCACUUCGGAUGCACCAUUGGCCUGAAAGAUUCUGUGACUGCAGUGGUGUUCGUCGCGCUUGGCACUUCAGUACCAGACACAUUUGCAAGCAAAGUGGCAGCCACCCAGGACCAGUAUGCAGACGCGUCCAUAGGUAAUGUCACCGGCAGCAACGCAGUGAACGUCUUCCUGGGAAUCGGCGUGGCCUGGUCCAUCGCUGCCAUCUACCACGCAGCCAACGGGGAACAGUUCAAAGUGUCCCCUGGCACACUGGCCUUCUCUGUCACUCUCUUCACCAUUUUUGCGUUCAUCAACGUGGGGGUGCUGCUGUAUCGGCGGAGGCCGGAAAUCGGAGGUGAGCUGGGUGGGCCCCGGACUGCCAAGCUCCUCACAUCCUGCCUCUUCGUGCUCCUGUGGCUCUUGUACAUUUUCUUCUCCUCCCUGGAGGCCUACUGCCACAUAAAAGGCUUCUAAAGGAACAAUCAGAUAUAGUAAAUUUAUAUAUAUAUAUACGUAUAUAUAUACAUAAAAUAUUAUGUAUAAUGAACAGAGGAAACUGACAUUUGUCAUGUUCACCUACCUGCUGAUGGAAUCCAGCUUCAAGAGCAUACUCUGUACUAGGGCCGGAGUGAGAAACCAUCACCUCCCAUUCCCAGGGGCAUCAUCACAUUGAACAAAGGCAUGGAGGCAGGGGCAUCUUUGCAGCUCAGCCUAGAAGGACUGUGUUCUCUCCAGGUUCAUAAAUCGUUAAGUCUGUGAUUUUGUUUUCUGUUUCCGCUUGUUUUUGGUGGGGGCUGGGAGGUGGCUGACGUUCGAUUUUGUGUUGUUUCCUUGGGACGGUCAAGGUUUUCGUUUCUCUUGGGGGAGGUGAUGAUCAAUCUAUAUGCAAAUGGGUUUCUGGUAAAGAAAAUUUAAAUCCUUAUAAUUACUCUCUCCAAACACUUU
This is a messenger RNA of Lontra canadensis (Northern American river otter), 3628 nucleotides long. RefSeq names its product solute carrier family 8 member A1 (gene SLC8A1). Lineage: Eukaryota; Metazoa; Chordata; Mammalia; Carnivora; Mustelidae. Bases 245 to 3157 code for a protein of 970 amino acids. Gene Ontology annotation, biological process: calcium ion import across plasma membrane; sodium ion transmembrane transport; cell communication. The transcript is spliced from 11 exons. Gene Ontology annotation, cellular component: axon; sarcolemma; postsynapse. The record is from RefSeq and is a predicted model, not a curated record. Gene Ontology annotation, molecular function: calcium:sodium antiporter activity.